Messenger RNA from Gastrolobium bilobum, 1291 nucleotides. Its product is annotated as multiple organellar RNA editing factor 9, chloroplastic. The coding region runs from base 80 to 766 and encodes 228 amino acids. The transcript has 5 exons. NCBI's taxonomy places the organism in Eukaryota, Viridiplantae, Streptophyta, Magnoliopsida, Fabales, Fabaceae. The record is from RefSeq and is a predicted model, not a curated record. Gene Ontology annotation, biological process: cytidine to uridine editing; chloroplast RNA modification. Gene Ontology annotation, cellular component: chloroplast.
CAUUUAUCCUCCAAAUUUCACCAUUUUCAGCGUCUCUCUCUCUCUCUCUCUCUCUGUCUCUCAAGUCACAAAUCCUACAAUGGCAACAGUUACCUUUUCUUUCUCCGCCAAAACCCUAACCCUACCCUAUCACCCAAAAACCCCAAUCUUCAACUUCAACCGGGUAACGAAUCUUUGCCUACCUCAUUCUAUCCGGACCCGAACCCGAACCCGAGCCCGAACCAGCAGCGUGAUUCGGGCGGCGCUGGAUGGGGAAUACUCAUCGAAAAGGAGCAGCAACAGUGAGCAGAGGGAGACGAUAAUGCUACCUGGUUGUGAUUACAACCAUUGGCUGAUUGUGAUGGAGUUUCCUAAGGACCCUGCACCCACACGUGACCAAAUGAUCGACACUUACCUCAAUACUCUUGCCACUGUUUUGGGAAGCAUGGAAGAAGCGAAGAAGAACAUGUAUGCCUUUAGCACCACCACCUACACUGGAUUUCAGUGCACUGUUGAUGAAGCAACAUCUGAGAAAUUCAAGGGUUUGCCUGGGGUUCUUUGGGUACUGCCAGACUCAUAUAUAGAUGUUAAAAACAAAGACUACGGAGGUGACAAAUACAUAAACGGUGAGAUCAUUCCUUGCAAGUACCCAACUUAUCAACCAAAACGUGGCGGGCCAAAGAAUGAGAGUAGAAGGUAUGAAAGACGGAGAGAUGGCCCUCCUCCUGAGCGUAGAAGGCCAAGACAAGAGGCAGAGGCGGCUGCCUCGGAUUCACCCUCUACAUGAGGUGAUUUUCUGUUUUCCUGUGAGCAAUGUAUGCCAAAAGAAAGCAGCUACUUAUCACAGAUCUAUCAUGGGCGUGCUCAUUUAACAAAUAGAAGAUUAUGCUUUUAUUGGAUUCAUAUCAGAUGCAUACAAUGUUUCUUGCAAACUCAAACGGGUAUUUUCACGAUUCAUCUGGAGGAAUAUGAGAUUUUGGACUUGCUUAUCACUCAACCUGUUUGUGUUUUUGUGACAAGUCUUUUUGCGAGUUUCAUUGCAGUUUGAACACUGAAAAGUGAAUGAUAAGAAAUGUAUAAUUUACGUUUAGAUAAUGUGCAUAUUUAGCCUUUUGACAUUAUUUUGAGUAAUCAAUCAAUGAAGCUUUAGGUUAGUCAUGCUGCCUUAAUCCCAGUUUUGAUGUGUUUCAUCUCGCGCCCCUACCCCCCACAAAGCGGUAGAACUUUUUCUUCAUAGUAAUUUGGGAAGGCGAACAAAUUUGUUGGGAAAGGGUGCAACAUUUAGAUAUUUGGUUGAGAUGAUCAUAGGCCA